Molecule: messenger RNA, 2867 nt
Organism: Pimephales promelas (fathead minnow)
Lineage: Eukaryota; Metazoa; Chordata; Actinopteri; Cypriniformes; Leuciscidae
Gene: mtfr1l
Product: mitochondrial fission regulator 1-like
Biological process (GO): aerobic respiration; mitochondrial fission
Cellular component (GO): mitochondrion
Source: RefSeq, a predicted model, not a curated record
CAGGAUGAUGUUACCUUACGCACUUCCGACUCAUGCACCGCUUGCUAAAUUCCUAAGGCAAAAUUAGCCGGGGGCGCGCUGGUGGGCUAACAGCUAAACAGCUAACGAAACAGGGAGAAAGGAGGCUUGGACAUUCACAACACACAGACCAUAAUAAUCUGCACCAGUGCAGAAAAAUAAACCGAACUAAUCUGACCACACACGGCAAAGGAACCCUCGUCCCAGAUGAACAUGUUCAGUGUGCUAUAAUUAUUAUCAAAACACCACUGUACAAUCCAAGGCUGCAAGUGCUCACAUUCAGAAAAAUGGAGACAGAAGCAGAGGUAAUCCCUAUUUGGCAAAAUAAACCACAUGGAUCAACUCGUAGUGUGGUGAGACGAAUUGGUUCUACGCUGCCUCUUAAACCCUGUCCCAGGGCUUGUUUCCAGGAACUCCCAGGCCUUCCUCCAAUGCGCUCUUUGGAUGGCCCACUGGUGCCUACGCUGGCAGAUAUUGCCUGGAUUGCAGAUGAUGAGGAGGAGACAUAUGCCAGAGUGAGGAGUGACACACGUCCCCUAAGGCAUGAGUGGAGGCCAACACCGCUGCUGAUCAUGCACAGGAACUCGUCUGUGCCCAACUUCAGACGAGAAGGUAGGCGAGUCGAGGGUCUGAGGAAACCAGGUGUUACCGCUCUAAACCGCACCACAGCUUUACAAGAUGAGUUGACUCGACUCCGAGCCCAGAUCGCCAAGAUCGUUGCUUCAGAAUCAGAUUCGAACCCCAUCACCCCUGACCUGCUGUCCCCUGAUGACACUAGUGUGGGCUUCUCCAUGGCUCCUUUUGAGACUGCUGCUUACCAGGCUGCUCCCACAGCCUCCUUUGUCAUUAGUGAUGUCACAGAAGAGGAAGAAGAAGAGGAGGAAGAAGAGGACGAAGAGGAGGAGGUGUCAGAGCUGGUGCCUGAUCCUGUGCCGCCAGUUUCCAUGACAUCAUCUGCAACUUUUGAUCUUGAUCACCCUACUAUGGACUUUCGAGAGCCGGAGGAAGACACAGUGUCUCUUUCAAAAUCGACAAGCUUUGCUGAUGUAAUGGACAUCCUGAAAGACAUGAACCGCAUGAAGAUGAGCAAGGACAGAUAUAACCGUGGGUGCACCUCACUGAGGGAGGAAGAUUCUGCCUCUCUUAUAUCUGAAGCAUUGAGGAAGAAAUUCGUUCUGAAGGAUGAUGACAUCAGUAUGAGGAAAUGAUCUGUUAUCCAGACCUUCUCAGCAGACUCUCUAUUAGGGCUGUGCCUGUGGACUGUUGCCAUGGAAACCCCAUAAAGCCUCUGAAUAAAACAAGUUAUUCUGCAUUCCUCAAUGCUACCACAAUGCUGCGCUGUUGUGACACGUCUGAAAGGAAAAGAAGCAGAUUUCGUCAGCACACACACAUACAUACUCCAACUGGGACUGAGCGACCAAGUUUGUAAUGUGUGUGUGCGCACAUAAUGAUAGCCUUUAUACUCAGCAGAUCAGUGAUCACCUUUGUCGUUCCAUCAUAGAUUUUGUGAAAUCUAAGCACUACUUCCUGUUUCACCAUCAUUGUUUUGUUAAUUUCAAUUGGACAUUAGUAUCUUCAGAUCCUUUAUCAACAAGCACGCAGUCGAUAUUUCAAAACCACAUCAUAUUCAAGCCAUGAAAUGACAGAAGAAUCCUGAAGGAUCCCAGUUCCAAUUUUGUAUAUGUGUAGUAUGGAGCUGUAGAAGUGUAUCUCUUGCCUUACACUUUCCCUCAUACAACCCUGUUAUACUUGAAGCAGUUUUGAUUACUGAUCUGAUGUUACGAUACAUGCGUAUUUUUGCCUCCGUUCAGAGACUAAACAAGAGGCUGUUCUAUUUAAAGGGUUUGUGUGUGUGUGUGUGCCUGUGCACUGAAGACUUUGAAUUGCAUUUUGAUGUCAUUAGCACUCUGUGAUUUCCCCUUCUACCCUACAGACUUUUGAAGUGUAUAUUGUGUAAGAAGACUGAUGUGAUUCUGCAAGAUAAGUUUUGAAUUAACAAUUUGUGUGGUUUAUCUUUAGUUGGUACAUGAGGGGAAAAACUAUAUUUGGCUUUUGCUAGUGUCAGGCAGGUUGUAAAUGUUUCUGUAAAAUCGGAAUAGCAUGUGUGAUGUGGCUGUUGGCUGUGACUGUAAGCCAGUUGAGAGGGUGCCUCAUGUUUUUUAUGAUGAUAGAAGAUGUUUUUUCCUUUUACAAAGUGUAACAAGAAGUUUUAUGCAUACAUUGCUUUUGUGCCAGGAUCGCUCGUCCCUCACUAAAGUGGAAAUUGAACCCGAAAUGUGCUUUUCUUUCAGUUUCUUGUUUUGGACAUGGCUGCAGCCUUUCCCCAUCUGUCUGACACAUUGCAUUAGAAGAUAUGUUUUGGUGUUUUUAAUCCAAAACCUUUCUUCUCAAACUUCACAAGCCUCCAGCUAUGUUGAAUCACUUUUAAUACGAAUUUGUUACUUACAAAACAAAAUUUAAACCCACUACUACAUAAAAUUCAAUUCAUUAAGUGAUAUUCUAGUUUACAGACUGUUUUCAUAUCCACACUAUAUUCAUAUUUGAGUCUGAUUAAUGUUGUCAUCAAUGCUAAUUUGUGUAAUAUCAUGCACUGAACGUACUAACGUAUGUUCCUGUACCUGUCAUUAACAGGUAAAAUGUGCUGCGCUUUCAUUCUGACUGCAGGGUUUCAUUUAUAGUUUUUACCAUAGUAAACACUUCAGGUUUGCUUUUAUUCAGGUCAGUCUUGCAGUUCCAUGGUUUGUUUUAGAGGACAGAAACUUGUGUACAUGUGUGUUUGGUUUUUGUCAAAUAAGGAUAUUCUAUCUGCCUGUUGUUUGUGUGUAAGAGGAAAUAAAUGGUUAAAUGCA